CAGUUUUAUAUACUGUCUAUGGUUCGCAGCCACUGCUGGCAACUUCUCUGCUUACUGUUUGUUGUUAUUAUUAUAUCCUGUACUUUACAGACCUUUCAGAAAUACAUUUUGUAUUUUUAAAAUGAUCAUUCCAGUGGUGGACUUUGGCGCAUACAGCCUGAGUAAGGAAGAUGUUACUGACGACCAGAUGCGGAAUUUAAGCAAAGAGUUGAAAACAGCUUUUACAGAAGUUGGUUUUGUUUUUCUGAAGAACACUGGGAUCACUCAGGAGGAGGUGGAUCGUGUUAUGGCCCUAUCCAAGACAUUCUUCCUGCAGCCAGAUGAAGUGAAACAACCUUUCAGCAGGAAAAGCUUUGCCAACAAUCCCAACCACGGCUGGGUGUCUCUGGAGAUUGAGAAGUUGAAUCCACGUCGGCCUGGAGACCUAAAGGAGGCAUUCAACUGUUCUUCACUACACCCUGACAUUAAAUGGCCAUCUGUAAAAGGGUUCCAGGAGAUGCAGACGUCUUUCUUCCAGCACUCUACAGAGCUAAGUCUGCGGGUGCUGAGGGUGAUGGCCCACAGUCUGGGUCUGAACCCGGAGGUGUUCCUGAGUGCGCACCGUUUAAUAGGAACUGAUGAGAAUGGCACAACUCUGCGGUCUCUGUACUACCCACCAGUAAACCAUGAGAAAGUGAAGGAGGGUCAGCUGCGAUGUGGAGAACAUUCCGACUAUGGCAGCAUCACCCUGUUGUUUAGCAGCUCUGAGGGUCUGCAGGUGCGAAAACGUUCAGGUGAAUUCAUCUGUGCUCCCUCCAUCCCCGGAGCGGCCCUCAUUAAUGUCGCUGACCUGAUGCAGCGCUGGACCAAUGAUCAGUUUGUCUCUGUGCUCCACAGAGUUGUGCUGCCCCCUGCCGGAGACUCCGGCACACGUCAGUCUCUGGCUUUCUUCGUCCAGCCGGAUGAUGAGGCUCUGAUCACCUGCUGCGACGGCUCCAACAAAUACCCCCCAGUUACAGGAGGCGACUACCUCACGGAGCGCUUCAAUGCCGCGUAUGGAAACUGAAUCUCUACCCCGCCCUAUUCUGUAGCUAACAGGCAGCCAGUGUAGGGAGGCAAGAAUGGGAGUAAUGUGCUCCCCUCUUUUUGACCUUGUCAAAACUUGCUUUGAACUAGUUGGAGACAAGAUAAACAAGACUGGGCGAUACCAAAAUAUAACUGGUUGCAAUAAUCAAGGUAGGGAGAUAUAAAGGUAUUAUUUGACUUUUUUUUAAUUGUAAAGUGUCUUAGGAUCUAAAAAUUGAUUGAUCUAUACCUGGAAUGUAUUGUUUUAUCAUGUUUUGUCUAAAAUAAUGUCACUUUAGAUCCCACACUGUUUUUCCAUUUUAAAUAUGGUGUCAGUGACUCAGUUAAUGUGUAUGAUUAAAAGAGAAGCAAACAUCAAACCUGCAAGCUCAUUCGUUUUAUUGUUCACAUUCAAACCUUGUACAACAGUUUAAUGAAUUUCUCACACAGGACGUGCUUUUUGAAAGGGACAUAAUAUCAACCCAUCUACUGUACCUCAAUUGCUCAAAAAGAUUAACUAUCUUUGAGACCUUAUUCCAUCUGUUGUAUUAAUCUCUAAUGAACAUAGUCUUGACCAUGUGACUAUCUGUAAUUUAAUUAAAGUUUCCCAUCACCUAUGAGAGAGACGAGGCCCAAUUCAACCCGCUGCAGUUUCGUUACAGUAGCGUAGAGAAUAAAUAAAUUAGAAAUGAUUCUACCAUGAAAAA
This is a messenger RNA of Sander lucioperca (pikeperch), 1751 nucleotides long. RefSeq lists its product as uncharacterized. The transcript has 7 exons. The record is from RefSeq and is a predicted model, not a curated record. Gene Ontology annotation, molecular function: dioxygenase activity. NCBI's taxonomy places the organism in Eukaryota, Metazoa, Chordata, Actinopteri, Perciformes, Percidae. Bases 122 to 1045 code for a protein of 307 amino acids.